Messenger RNA from Stegodyphus dumicola, 594 nucleotides. RefSeq lists its product as uncharacterized. Lineage: Eukaryota; Metazoa; Arthropoda; Arachnida; Araneae; Eresidae. The record is from RefSeq and is a predicted model, not a curated record.
AUGUAUGUUGCAAUAUUUGUGUGCCUUGCUACAAAAGCAAUUCACUUAGAAAUUGUCUCAGACUUAUCUUCGGAAGCAUUAAUUGCUACCCUAAAGAGAUUUUUCGCUAGGAGAGGGAAAAGCUCAACCAUAUUUAGCGAUAACGCUACAAACUUUCGUGGAGCUCGAAAUGUAUUAAGCAAGCUGUUUAAAUUAGCCAAAGUACCAGAACAAGGGUUAUCCGACUAUUUGUUAUCAGAGGAGAUUGAGUGGAAAUUUUUACCUCCUAGAGCACCGCAUUUUGGUGGGCUUUGGGAGGCAGGUCAAUCGAGUUUGACACAGCACAAAAUUGAUACAGGGGAUCAUUCACCAAUCCAGCAAUAUCGAAGACGUCUACCGAUUGCUAAACAGGAAGAGGUAAGAAAACUUCUAAAGGACAUGCAAGAAAGCUAUGUUAUCAAGCCUUCAGCAAAUCCUUGUUCCAUAGUUCUGACCAGAAAGAAAGCCAAUUCAACUAGAUUUCGCGUUGACGUGUUGAAAGGUGUUACGAAGAAAGACAGCUACCGUCUUCCUGGAAUUGACGAUAUUCUUGACAUUCUUUCCGGAGGAAAGUGA